AUGGGGACAUGCCUGUGUAAACCAAAGUCAAGACGUUUCAAACAACGUCGACGUCUGCCAACCUCUACCAUAGAAUCUCCAUUAUCCGACACUCACCUCAUCGUUAACGAUAGUCUCGAUUAUGGGUUCCACGGAGAGCACCGGCUUAUUGAUGGAAGAAAAUUUCACAACGUGGAAAAUUCGAGAUACAUGAUGCCUUGCGAUGAUGAUGAGUGGGAGAGGUUGCAUGUUCAGCACUACAUUUGUCGUCAGACAUGGAAAGGGAAUUAUUCGGCUCCCAUGAAUGAAAGAUUAAUCACCGGAGGUGCCCUCGUUUUGGACGCUGGUUGCGGUCCCGGUACGUGGGUCAUAGAGAUGGCGAACGAAUUUCCAAGAUCUCAUUUCACUGGAAUUGAUCUCUCCCAGGUCUGUCCACGAGAGCAAAAACCAGAGAACGUGAAUUUCCUGACACACAACCUGUUGGAUGGUCUGCCGUACAACGAUAACACUUUUGACUUCAUACACAUGAGAUAUCUCAUCUCCGCCUUCAGUGAGAAGGAAUGGAAGAUGAUCAUAAAAGAACUUGUGAGGGUCACUAAAAUUGGUGGAACCCUUGAAAUAAUGGAAGAUGAAAUAGAACCAAGGAAUGAUGGUCCCAUAUCAAGAUUAUUGUUUGGCGCGCUUCUUUCAGAUCUCCGUUCUCGUGACAUUGACGUUACAGCGUAUACCCACAUGAUCGAUAUGUUGAAGGAAACACAACAACUGAAGGAGAUAAAAUCUGAAGAGAUGUCGGUUCCAUUUGGUAAAUGGGCUGGCAGGAUUGGUACUUUAUUGGCUGAAAACACAGGUCGUGUGUUCCUCACGUUCAGGGCAAGAUUUUCAUCACACCUAGGUGUUGAGCGAGAGGAAUACGAUAAGCUGAUCGAAGCCUGGUAUGAAGAACUGAAUGAAUAUAAACCAUAUAAUAUUGGCUAUCGAUUUUGGGCACAAAAGAGAUGA
This is a messenger RNA of Acaulospora morrowiae, 978 nucleotides long. The record is from the annotation of a GenBank genome assembly. NCBI's taxonomy places the organism in Eukaryota, Fungi, Glomeromycota, Glomeromycetes, Diversisporales, Acaulosporaceae.